Pseudocercospora fijiensis CIRAD86 is the source of this 1539-nucleotide messenger RNA. RefSeq lists its product as uncharacterized. The transcript has 2 exons. Bases 462 to 1397 code for a protein of 311 amino acids. Lineage: Eukaryota; Fungi; Ascomycota; Dothideomycetes; Mycosphaerellales; Mycosphaerellaceae. The record is from RefSeq and is a predicted model, not a curated record.
CAAAGCAAUUCGCAUCUGCAGACGGGAGAGAUUGUUUGAUUUUCCUCUAGCAUAGCCCGAUGGCUUUCCAGGUCAGCACACAUCCGACCCCGGUGCUCUCUGAGACACAAUUUGAAAACAAACCAGCUCUUCUAUGCAUCAGCUCAACUGUCACGAUUAAUAUCGUGGAGGCGGUGCUUUCACGCGCAUUGUCAUCUUGAGAGCUAUGGAUGUCUCGGACAAGCAUUGCAAUGAAGCGGUUCAGCUAAUCCUACUGUGGCCAUCGUAGCUGAACGAGAUGUGCAGUAUUUGUGACGAAUCGCCUCGCAUACGUUUAUGCAGGCAUUCAUGACGUGGGAUAUGCCUCAAACGACGUCGUCGACAGGUCCCGAAGAAAAUUCAUAUUUGUCUUGACAUGGAACCACGAAUGGAGACACGGCCGCUCAUCAGAUCAAUCUGGCCGCUUCAAAACGAUCUACAACAUGCUGCUCGCACUCCUCGCCUUUAUGCCAUUCGACGUGGCCCACGCCAUUCCUCAGCAACCCUCAUCUGGCUGCAUCGACUUCGAAGUCCCACUGAAGUUUGAAGCUCAGUCCUUAGAGCCAAGCUUCCCUCCCUUCGAGAUCCAUUAUCAAGCGGUGGAUUUUCUGGUCAAUGCCACUUCUCGCGAUCCACGAGCUCGGCAAGCACUGGUCAAGGGCAUUAACUCGAACGUACAAGUCGAAGUCACGAUUGCCGCCAAGUACUGCCCGCCAAAAGGCCUGGCAAAGAAUGUGACCCAGAUUCUCACUCAUGGUGUUGGAUUUGAUCAGAGGGAUCUACCAGCUCUUAAGCACAUCACACCUUCUCAGAAGAUUGUACACGUUGAACAUUCUUUUGGAACCAUUAUUGCCAAUCUGCUGGUCGUUCAAUAUCCAAAGAUCUCCGAUGGCCUGGUUCAGACUGGAUUCUCCAAGAAUGCGUCAUCACAUCUACUGAUCGCUGCCAAUGCCCACCUUGCAAGAGCAGUCCUCCCAGGUUGGAGCAAGCUCAGUUCCAGCGCUGGAUAUCUGACGUGGGGUGAUGAGUUGGCAAAUCAGUACAACUUCUUCCACUACGGCGCUUUCGUCCCAGAAGUUCUAGCCGAGUCGGAGAAGAUCAAGCAACCUACCGGCGUAGGCGAAAUUCUGACCAUUGGAUCAUGGGAAGCCAAGGAUUUCUCUGCGCCGGUCCUGGUGUUCGCAGGCGAGUACGACCAGGCCGCUUGCGAGUCAUACUGCACGACCACCUUUUUUGAUGAUGAGACAGCGCCUUUGUUCCCUGCUGCAAAGCCCUUCGACAUUUAUGUCCAGCCUGAUGCUGGACAUGGAAUGAACCUGCAUCACAAUGCUACUGGCGCAUACAAGGUCAUUCAGGACUGCAUCGAGAAGAACAUUUGAGCACAUCCUUCCUACCAUUCUCAUUUUCGUGUAGCUUCUGACAAGACAGGCAUUGAGCAUGAUGAAAUUUAAUUUUGGAGUAGAAUCAUUUAGGUUUGAGCUUCGUAGACUUAGAAUAUGUAAUCAAAACCAUGUGAUAAAU